UAGUCCGAUCCAGCGUAAUCGCUAUCGACAUCAAUUUUUGUGUAGAUUUUUGCGGUUUUUUAUGGUGUUUGCGUGCGGUCAGUUUCCUCGCAUUUAUCUAGUGUUCAGAAAAAAGAAAAGUGGCCCAAUGUAGCCCCGAUUUCGAGCAGUAUUCGUAGUAGAAGUUGUGGCUCCUUGGUAGUACCCAGUAGUACCUAAUCGCAAGCAUGACAAUGAGUGUGGAAGCUCAGGUUAUGCGCUACAUAGACAACGUCUUGAAAAAUGACACCCUCGAAGAAGUAUUCAACUGCUUCAUCAUCCACUCCCAAGAAAUGCAGGAGUAUAAAGAGAGGACCUACCAAGAAGACAUACGGACCCUGUUCUCCAACAUACCCCAGGAUGGCGUGGAAGUGGCACUCAAGCACUACGUUGCCGUUGUUGCAACUCUGAGCAACCACCGGCAAAAGCAAACGUUGCUCUACCUUUUGCAUCACGCAGUCACUUCAAACGUCGUCCAGGCAAAGCCAGUAUGUGAUGCCCUAUUAUCAACCGAAAAAUUCACCUACACAAAUGAGGAGUACUGGUGCCAAGCUCUUGCCUUAAUCAGGAAAAUAAUUUCCGGAAUUGAUUACAAGGGCGUCCGUGAUUUGCUGAAGGUGAUAUUUGGCAAGGCCUUGUCAAUACCAUCUUCAGUAAAUGUAUCUGUUAUGAGGCAGCUGAAUGCCCUGACAGACGUGAUUGAGCACAGUUUGGACAGGAACGCUGCCCUUCUGCCAAGUUACCUCAUUCUGGACGAUGUUCAGAAGAGAUCACUUCCCAAAGGAAAAUGGCCUCACUGGAAGUUUGCCAAACUGGUUGCUAAUUUCAUUGACAGCUUUCAACCAUGUGCUCAAAUGGUUACCAUUGUGGGUCGUUCAAAACUACAACCAGUUGUUGGCCAUUCUGGAACUGGUUGCUCGAUUUGGAAACUGGAUCCCGUGACAGCAAAGUUCACAAUGAAGGGCCAGUUGCCGUACAGCAGUGAGGUGCAGAAGCCACAAAACGACUUGUUGCGAUAUGUCCUAGAGCAGCCCUAUUCCAGAGAAAUGGUCUGCAGCAUGCUUGGCCUGUCUAAGCAACAAAAACACCGAUGCCCUGUGCUGGAAGAGCAGCUCGUGGAGCUCAUUGUAGUGGCCAUGGAAAAAUCCGAGGCUGACGCAGAAGGUCUGGAGGAUGGCGGUCCCAUCCAGCUGUUUUGGCAGAACUUGUCCAGCCAGCUCAUAUAUUUUGUACUCUUUCAAUAUGCGAGCUUCCCCCACAUGGUAUUGGCUUUGCACGACAAGCUGGUCGGGAGGAACCUUCGUAAAGGAAGAGACCAUCUCAUGUGGGUUCUGCUGCAAUUCAUAUCGGGCAGUAUCCAGAAAAACCCUCUGAACGAUUUUCUACCUGUGAUGAAGCUGUAUGACCUACUCUACCCUGAAAAGGAACCCCUCCCAUUUCCUGAUGUGAAUAAACCCCACUGCACACGAGUUUUGGCCAUCACUUCUAUAUGGGUACACCUGAUGCGCAAGGCUCAACAGGAGAAGGUGCGGCUUCAGAGGCCUCUGCCUCAGGCACUGCAGACACAUCUUGAGUACCUACAGCAGUGGUUUGUAACAAAUCAGUCUACUAUGAACUUUGGAAAUGACUACUGGAUCUCCCUGCUGUGCAAUGCAUACAGCACAAACCAAGACUAUUUCACUCGUCCUAUGGGAGUUCUGGUGGAAGCCAUUCAGGGCAAUCAAAGAAGCCAGUCUUCCAUGUCAUCUUCUAGCUCCGGUCAGAACAACCCCACCCAUCCCCUGGGCAUGAACGUUCUCGACUCCCUCACCGUACACACCAAGAUGAGCCUGAUCCACAACGUGGUGACGCACGUGAUGAAAAUGGCCCCAGCGAAGUCCUCAAUAUCACUUACGCCAGCUCUGGUAGAGACCUACAGUCGGCUGCUGGUGUACAAUGAGAUUGAGUCGCUCGGGAUCAAGGGGUUCAUCAGCCACCUACUGCCCACUGUCUUUCGUCAACAAGCGUGGGGCAUUCUUCACACCCUGCUUGAGAUGUUCAGCUAUCGUCUCCACCACAUUCAACCACACUACCGAGUUCAGCUGCUCUCACACCUGCAUAGCCUAGCUGCUGUCCCACAGACCAAUCAGACACAACUUCACCUUUGUGUGGAAAGUACAGCAUUGAAGUUGAUCACAGGCCUUGGAAGUGCAGAGGUUCAGCCACAGCUUUCACGCUUCCAGAACGAGCCAAAGAGCAUGCUGUCCUCUGAGUCCGAGGAACUUAACAAGGCUCUCAUCCUCACCUUGGCUAGGGCAAUACAUGUGACAGGGUCUGAAUCUCUAUCGAUGACCUGGUGCAAGGAGAUCCUGACCACCAUCAUGCAGAACACCCCUCAUAGCUGGUCAGGCCAGACGCUUUCUAGUUUCCCCAAAUCUCUGAACGAAUUCUUCAACCAACACCAAGCACAGAGAGAAAAUAAGGCUCAGCUGAAACGGUCCGUUGAAGAAGAGUACCGCAAAUGGAAAACUAUGAGCAAUGAGAAUGAUAUCAUUGCCCACUUUUCGCAGCAGGGAACUCCCCAUCUGUUCCUCUGCUUGCUGUGGAAAAUGUUGCUGGAAAAUGACCGUAUCAGUCCACUUGCGUACAAAAUUUUAGAUAGAAUUGGAGCUCGAGCUCUCUCAUCCCAUCUGAGGACAUUUGCCGACUUUCUUGUCUUCGAAGUGUCCAAUUCAGUUGGUGGACAACACGUUAAUAAGUGCAUCGACGCCUUGAACGAUCUCAUCUGGAAGUGCCAUGUGAUCUCCUUGGACAGGUUGAUUCUGUGCUUAGCACUGCGCAGCUUUGAAGGAAAUGAAAUUCAAGUCUGCUUCUUCAUUAUUCAAAUGCUGUUGAUCAGACCCUCCGAGUUCAAGAAUCGUGUCUCGGACUUUGUUAAGGACAAUUCACCCGAGCAUUGGAAGCAAACUGACUGGCAUGAAAAGCACCUAGCAUUCCACAGGAAAUACCCAGAGAAGUUCUAUUUUGAAGGGCUCCAGGACUUGAGCAGCCAAAGUCAACAGCACACCUAUCUACCCGUUUACUUUGGAAACAUAUGCUUGAGAUUCUUGCCUGUCAUGGACAUUGUGAUUCAUCGGUUCCUCGAGCUAUACCCAGUGGCGACCAUUUCUGUCGAGUCACUUCUGGAUCAUCUCGGAUGUCUCUACAAGUUUCAUGAUCGGCCAUUGACGUACUUGUACAACACUCUUCACUACUAUGAGCAGAAGCUCAAAGAUCGCCCUCCAUUGAAGAAGAAAUUGGUUGCAUCUAUCACUGGCGCUCUUCAAGACAUCCGCUCAGAAAACUGGGCAUUGAGCGAAGCCUAUAGUAGUUAUCUACAGAGGCCACCUGAGGAUACCUCAUGGGUGCCAGAGCUUGACUACUACAUCAGCUUGGUUCGCAGAAUGGCUGACACCAUGGCAGGUAAAUCCCCAUUUCCACACAUGGACUGGCGAUUCAAUGAGUUUCCCAACCCGGCCGCUCAUGCACUGCAUGUCACCUGCAUAGAGCUCAUGUCCCUACCAGUUUCGGCAGCAGUUGUGGGUAACAAUCUCCUAGAUGUUGUCUUGAAAGGGCACACAGCCCUCCCACGCAGCGGCAUUGAAAACUGGAUGAAUGCCAUAGGCCUGAUCCUUACCGCACUUCCCGAAUCGUACUGGGCUGUGCUCAACGAUCGCAUCCUCACGAUGCUCCAAGGCCCAGGGCUCGCAUCCUCGGGACAGAACAUCUUCCAGUUGCUAAACUUCUCUUCGAAUCACAAUAGCAUUACGGAGGUGCAGUGCUGCUACCUGAUGGCUCUCGUACAUGCAGUGUGGUACCAUGCCAGCAUUGGACAGAUCAGUCAGAUUCCACAGUUAAUACAUGAACGGCUAAAGCCAGUGAUCAAGACAGAAGAGCAGUUCCUGUUUCUUUGCCACCUAGUUGCACCUUUCUUUCAAAGAAUAGUCACGGAACGCACUCGCUGUGUUAUGGAUAUAACGAAGGAACUGUACGAGAUAUUAGAAAACGUCGACAAGAACUGCGAGCAGCUCAACUAUAUGGACCAGAUAACAGAUCUGUUCUACCACAUCAAGUACAUGUUCACUGGCGACUCGGUAAAAGCGGACGUGGAGCGAACUAUCCGUAACCUGCGGCCAGCUUUGCAGCUGCGCCUACGGUUCAUCACACAUCUCAACAUAGAGGAAGUCAACGUUACAUGAAAGCCACGAGCGUCCUAGUGUCACAUUAAUUCAUGCACAGUUGAACAUUUUCAUGAAAGUGUCUCGCCCGUCGUUACAUCUUACACAUAUUAUUUGGCCAUCACUGCUCGAACACCGACUUUUUACAUGCCUUGUAGCAGGGAUUCUCUCAGCUACCCUUCCUAUGCACACACCAUACAGAAUUGCAGCUCACUAGUGAGUAUGCAAAAGCCUAUAGCAUACAGAGGUGGAUGUCAUAAAGGGCUUGGCCUCUAGUUUGCAGCCACAUAAAAUAUGUGAACACAGUUUGUAUAUCCAAAUGAUUCGAUGGUGCAACAAAACAAACAAGCACCUCCUAGAGACAGUAAUAAUGGUGACGUCACGGCAACAACAGCCAUCCUAAGGCACUUCCAUUGUCUUCCCAGUUCAGAACAUCAGCACUACGCUUGCUGAGGAACUUCUGUCUGUUUGUUUCUCAUCUAUUUAUUUCGACCUACUCCCCCUCCACCUUGGCAACACGCAUGAAAGACACUUCUCAGAGUGUCCAGCCUCACUCAUCCAUCCUCAUUCAUUCACUUCGGUUUCAUCUGCGAGAGUGUAUCCACACAAUCGUCCUCAAUCUUCUGGUCAAUGAGGUACAUGAUAUGAGUUCCUUGUGCCACUAACUUUCGUGAUAACUUCUCCACAAUGUCCAUUUCAGUAAACAUUAAUGUCUUGCCAGUACGUAGCACCUUGGUUUCGAGAAGGAUCGUUUCACCCAUUCUAGCAGGGGAAAGGAACCUGAAAGGGGAAAGGAAAAAGAAGUUCUGUCAUAUCUACAAUGAAGUGUUUUCUCUCUUUUCGUGAGGCUCAUCCACAGUACAUCAUUAUCAUCAUCAUUGUCGAUACUGUGUGUUUUUUUGGUGGACGUUGUGAGUACCGGAGGCAGCGUUGCUUGCUAUUGGUGGUCAGCUGUGUGAAAAUAAAGGCCCAUUCAUUUACA
Messenger RNA from Ornithodoros turicata, 5196 nucleotides. RefSeq names its product mediator of RNA polymerase II transcription subunit 23-like (gene MED23). Gene Ontology annotation, biological process: regulation of transcription by RNA polymerase II; positive regulation of gene expression. Lineage: Eukaryota; Metazoa; Arthropoda; Arachnida; Ixodida; Argasidae. Gene Ontology annotation, cellular component: transcription regulator complex; mediator complex. The transcript is spliced from 34 exons. Bases 207 to 4235 code for a protein of 1342 amino acids. The record is from RefSeq and is a predicted model, not a curated record.